AUGUUGUGUAAGUGGUUGUGGAAAUAUGCAGUGAGCAGUAACAAUUGGUGGAGGUCCCUUAUCGAUAUAAAGUAUUCAAACAGAACUUCCCAAUGGCAAACAGGCUAUAUCAGAGGUCGCUACUCAAGCUCGGUUUGGGCGAAUGUUACUCGUGAAUACAAACUAUUUUGGAAAUUUGUCCAUAUCGACCCUGGUGGAGGAGCGAAUCCUCCGGAUUGCUGUUGCCUCACAACAGGAAGUCAGGAUCAGUGA
Molecule: messenger RNA, 252 nt
Organism: Linum trigynum
Lineage: Eukaryota; Viridiplantae; Streptophyta; Magnoliopsida; Malpighiales; Linaceae
Source: the annotation of a GenBank genome assembly